This is a messenger RNA of Thamnophis sirtalis, 2692 nucleotides long. Lineage: Eukaryota; Metazoa; Chordata; Lepidosauria; Squamata; Natricidae. The record is from RefSeq and is a predicted model, not a curated record.
AAGGGGCUGAUAACAUUCCAGGAAGUGUAACGUGGGAAGGGAAGGAGGAAAACACCAUAUAUCUGAAGUGGCCGGAGCCGGUUAACCCCAAUGGGUUGGUUUUGAUGUAUGAAAUCAAAUAUGGACAAAAUGGAGAGCAGCAGACUACGGAAAUUUCUUGCAUCUGAUCAUUGUGCUGCCCAUUGCAGUCCUGCUGAUCAUCGGUGGGCUCCUCAUCAUGCUUUACGUCUGCAACAAGAAGAGGAACAGCGAUAGGCUUGGAAACGGAGUGCUUUAUGCUUCUGUGAAUCCUGAAUAUUUCAGCGCUUCAGAUGUGUACGUGCCAGAUGAGUGGGAAGUGCCCAGAGAAAAGAUUACGAUGUGCCGGGAACUUGGACAAGGCUCCUUCGGCAUGGUCUACGAGGGAGUAGCCAAAGGGGUUGUGAAAGACGAGCCAGAAACCAGGGUGGCCAUCAAGACCGUCAACGAAUCGGCAAGCAUGAGGGAGCGGAUCGAGUUUCUAAACGAAGCUUCGGUGAUGAAGGAGUUCAACUGCCACCACGUUGUUCGGCUCCUUGGCGUUGUCUCUCAAGGUCAGCCCACUUUAGUCAUCAUGGAACUCAUGACCCGUGGAGAUCUGAAGAGCUACUUGCGGUCUCUCCGCCCAGACACGGAAAACAACCCUGUUCAGAAUCCUCCACCUUUAAAGAAGAUGAUUCAGAUGGCUGGAGAGAUUGCAGAUGGCAUGGCUUAUCUCAACGCCAACAAGUUUGUUCACAGAGAUCUAGCUGCCAGGAACUGCAUGGUGGCAGAGGACUUCACUGUGAAGAUCGGAGAUUUUGGCAUGACGAGGGAUAUCUACGAGACUGAUUACUACCGGAAAGGUGGAAAGGGACUUUUGCCGGUCCGCUGGAUGUCCCCAGAAUCGCUGAAGGACGGCGUGUUCACCACCCACUCGGAUGUCUGGUCUUUCGGUGUUGUUUUGUGGGAAAUUGCCACCUUAGCAGAACAGCCUUACCAAGGCAUGUCCAAUGAACAAGUUCUACGUUUUGUGAUGGAGGGAGGCCUCCUGGAAAAGCCGGACAACUGCCCAGACAUGCUCUUCGAACUGAUGCGCAUGUGCUGGCAGUACAACCCCAAGAUGCGCCCUUCUUUCCUGGAGAUCAUUGGCAGCAUCAAGGACGAGCUGGACCCAGCCUUCAAAGAGGUCUCCUUCUUCUACAGCGACGAGAACAAGCCUCCCGACACGGAGGAGCUUGACCUGGAGACAGAGAACAUGGAGAGCAUUCCUUUAGACCCUUCCUCUACCCUCCAGCCUUCUGACAAACACUCAGGACACAAAGCCGAGAAUGGCCCAGGCGUCAUGGUCCUCCGGGCCAGCUUUGAGGAGAGGCAGUCCUACGCCCACAUGAACGGGGGACGCAAGAACGAACGGGCCUUGCCUUUACCCCAGUCUUCAGCCUGCUGACCUUGAGAAAACAGGUUAUUGGGUUUUUUUUCUUUUGUUUUCGAUUUUUUUUGUUUUUUGUUUGCAAAUGCAGAAAUAAUGCGGCUCGUGCAUCUGAAGGGGUUGAGCUGGGAGGAAGGAGAGAGAGAGAGAGAGCGCAAGCGAGAAAAUAACAAUAUAUUCAAAAGCCGACUGUACCUCAGUGGAUCUUCAAGAACUGUCAUUAACUGCACACAGGAGAAUCCUACUCUUCGAUUUCGUAGUCGAAAUGACACUUGUUUUUUUUUUUUCCUCUUUUUUGUUUUGUUUCAAUAUGCAAGCAGGAGAUCGUUUCGAGCAACAGAACUCUCCGUACAUGUGGGGCAAAGUCAGCCUUCUUAAAAGUCAGGAGGCACAGUCCGCCUUCUAAAAACUUUGAAUAUUAACACUUAAUAGCAACAGAAAAAAGACAAACAAACUUGAGAAAUCUGAUGUGUGUCUCCAUUUUCCUCCUCUCCUUUCUUUCUGCUUCAUGAUGGGAAACAUGUCUGUAUUCAACUCGAUGACACUAUUUUUUUUCCUGUUUCUUAAAAUUUUACAUCCGAGAAAACGACUGGCCAAUCAGCUCUCCUACUUCCCUUCCCUGCCUGGGUUGUUACAAAAGAGAGAGAAAGAGAGAGAGAGAGAAAAAGACUGUUUUUUUUUUUUACUAUAUGAUUCCUUAAAACUUUCUAGGAUCACACAAAAGACGGAAGGGUCAUAACUUUUUCCAGCGCUGCCAAACUUUGCCAAAAAAAAAAAAGAGAGAGAGAGAGAUAUAAUUUUCUUUUAGGGAUUUUCCUUGUUUUUGUUUUAUUUCGUUUUGGGGUUUUUUUUCAUUACACGCCCCGUUGAAACAAAAUACAGACCAAUUACACUCCCAUAUCUAUCGUACACUGGCAUUUUUAGAAAAGCUUAACAAAAAAAAUUAUUAUUAUUAUUUUUUGACUGGACAAAAGAAAAAAGCUGUUCUCUUUUUUUUUUUUUAAUAAAAAAGAAACACGGUGGAGAACAUAAGGGAUGGGGUUGAGUUAGCAACCCUGCCCGCUCCUCCUGGAUACAACUGGCAUUGAGGAUCAGAGCAACGAAGGAGGGAAAAACCUGGCCGUCCCAGAAUGGAAAUGCAGACAGACAAAACAGGAAGCAUUGCCAUGAGUUGUUUCUUCUGGACUUUGGCAGGCUUGCAAGGGGGGGAAAAGUUAAAUGAAAAAAAAAAAAAAAACCUUAGAGAAACACUAAAAAAAAAAA